AUGACGACCAAAGCCAAAGAAAAAUGGCGCCCUAAGAACUGCCAGUCGAAAUACGCUACCUACUACGACAUAGCUUCACCAAGACUAGAGAAGCCGACUGUUGUCUCACCCGUUGUGGAGUCAGAGAUUGUUACAGAGGAACUGCCCACAGACAAACAAUGGUGCUCUGGGUGUUUGAGCACGGCCGUAGACCCAAUGGAGUUCCCCUGUGGGCAUCACUUUUGUCGAAGCUGUAUAGCCCAUUCUCGGGCCUAUCUAAUCCAAGAGUACAAGGAGCAAGUUAAAGACACCAGAACAGUCUUGAAAUGCCCAGUUCCUGAAUGCUACUCAACUUUGCUGUGUUUUUCUAUCAUCAACGGGGAUAUUCGAUUCUGGAAGCAACACCCAAGAUACACAGUGUUGACGAAAUCCCUCUAA
Molecule: messenger RNA, 417 nt
Organism: Candidula unifasciata
Lineage: Eukaryota; Metazoa; Mollusca; Gastropoda; Stylommatophora; Geomitridae
Source: the annotation of a GenBank genome assembly